This is a messenger RNA of Mugil cephalus (flathead mullet), 4190 nucleotides long. RefSeq names its product glycogen synthase kinase 3 alpha b (gene gsk3ab). The transcript is spliced from 10 exons. Gene Ontology annotation, biological process: extrinsic apoptotic signaling pathway in absence of ligand; protein phosphorylation; regulation of neuron projection development. Gene Ontology annotation, cellular component: nucleus; cytosol; axon. The record is from RefSeq and is a predicted model, not a curated record. Lineage: Eukaryota; Metazoa; Chordata; Actinopteri; Mugiliformes; Mugilidae. Gene Ontology annotation, molecular function: ATP binding; protein serine/threonine kinase activity. The coding region runs from base 189 to 1511 and encodes 440 amino acids.
CUCCCCAGUCCCCCCACCAUCACUGUUCUACAGAGGAAGAAAGGGGGAGACGGGCAACCUAUAUUGAACGCUGUAAGUGUAGUUUUUAUAUAUAUACCGAAUAUUGAAAUACACAUAUAUAGCUCCAGUCUCUGCCGGCGUGGCUGCUGAUAACCUUCAAACUUGCCCCGGGUUUAGUUCUCACCAAUAUGAGCGGCAGCGGGCGGCCCAGGACCAGCUCAUUCGCUGAGCCUCCCGGAGCUCCCGGACCUGCUGCAGCCGGAGCCGGAUCGGCAGUAGCCGGCGGAAGCUCGGCAGGAAAAACUGGGGCUUCUCAAGCGAGUGGAAACAGCUCGACGAGCUUUGGAAAUUUGAAACUGCCUAGAGACAGUGGCAAAGUGACGACGGUGGUAGCCACACCCGGCCAGGGCCCUGAUCGCCCACAGGAAGUGUCCUACACAGACAUAAAGGUUAUAGGAAAUGGCUCCUUCGGAGUGGUCUACCAGGCCCGUCUCAUCGACAGCCAGGAGAUGGUGGCGAUUAAGAAAGUUCUCCAAGACAAGAGGUUUAAGAAUAGGGAGCUGCAAAUUAUGAGGAAACUGGACCACUGCAACAUUGUGAGGCUACGUUACUUCUUCUACUCGAGUGGAGAGAAGAAAGAUGAGGUGUAUUUGAAUCUGGUGCUGGAUUUCGUCCCCGAGACGGUGUACAGGGUCGCUCGGCACUUCAACAAGGCCAAGACCACCAUCCCCAUCAUCUAUGUUAAGGUGUACAUGUACCAGCUGUUCCGCAGUCUGGCUUAUAUCCAUUCCCAGGGCGUGUGUCACAGAGACAUCAAGCCUCAAAACCUCCUGGUGGACCCAGAGACGGCCAUCCUCAAACUCUGUGACUUUGGCAGUGCUAAGCAGCUAGUUCGAGGGGAGCCCAAUGUGUCCUAUAUUUGCUCGCGGUACUAUCGUGCCCCAGAGCUCAUAUUUGGCGCCACUGACUACACGUCCAACAUUGACAUCUGGUCAGCCGGCUGCGUGCUGGCUGAGCUGCUACUGGGCCAGCCCAUCUUCCCUGGAGACAGUGGUGUGGACCAACUAGUAGAGAUCAUCAAGGUUUUGGGGACACCCACGAGGGAGCAGAUCCGCGAGAUGAAUCCUAACUACACAGAGUUCAAAUUCCCACAGAUCAAAGCACACCCUUGGACAAAGGUGUUUAAGCCUCGUACCCCACCGGAGGCCAUUGCCCUCUGCUCCCGACUGCUGGAAUACACACCAGUGACCAGGCUGUCUCCCCUGGAGGCCUGCGCGCAUGCUUUCUUCGACGAGCUGCGCCAGCCCAACACCCGCCUGCCCAGCGGAAGAGAACUGCCGCUCCUCUUCAACUUCAGCCCCGUCGAGCUGUCUAUCCAGCCCCAGCUGAACUCCACGCUCAUUCCUCCUCACGCUCGUGCACAGACAUCGCCUGCCUCACACGAGGGCAGCGUGUCAGACAGUACCACCCAGCCCAGCUCAGCACCCGGAUCCAUCAACAACAGCACCUGAGCAUCCAUCCAUAUUUUCUUUUUUUGUCUUCCCCAUUGUCCUUUUCUUUCUGCUGCUCCUCUCCUUCUCAACCUUCGUUCUGGCUCCAAACCCUUAAAAUAGAAAAUAAUUACUAGACAAACCCAUAUAAACACUCAGCGUUUCCCUGAAUGUUAACCGUCUCAAAUAAAAGCAAUGCUUGCAGCACCUCAGGAAGCUGCAGGUUGUUUUAAGGACGUUUAGAUAGCCGUGCUUGUGCUAAAUGAGAGCAGCUGGUCUAGGUCCAGAAUGGCCAUUUUAUGGCCCGUUAGAUUAAAGAAACUUUACAUUGGUUGAGUUGGAUGUUUAGGAAAUGAGCAGCGGGGUUGUACAUGUCAUGUGGAUUUUCUGUAUUAUAAUCAACAGUUGACUUUUAUCCUUUUUAAGUUCCUUUUAUUUGCAUUAGCUACUUUUAUGCGCAGCCAUGGUUGAGAUCCUGACUGGCUGAGGAGUUGAGAUUGGGGGCAGGCCUGACUAAUAUUGACAAUCAUCCAAAGUAGGGUCAAAAAUGCCACACUCAUACUGCACGUAGUGUUGGAUUGUACAGGACACUGUGUAGAGUAGUGCCGUUUCUGUCACUUUCUACCCUGAUCUCUGCUCAACUUGUCCGCUCGUCACAGGGGCGGACACAUAUGAAGAAUUAAAAAAAAAAAAAAAAUACCAAACACAUCAGCUCGAUUUUGUCCUUUUUACAUGGCGAUUUUAAAUUUUAUCACAAAGGAGCGCGCCACAGCUUGUCUUUACCGUUUGUUCGUAUUAGCUCCUCGUCUGCCUUUUAUGUGAAUGAGUGGGAGCUUUGCACGAACAGAGUGCACAUUUUUUAGUUUCCUCAUUAUAAGCUCAUGUCUUCAUUGGUUAAGCUGGAAACCAAGUGUUUCAUGUUAAUUCUCAAGUGAGUAUUGCACACCUCCAAAAGGGAGUAGAGGGAAGCGAAGGGGCGAGUUAUGUGUAACGUCCGGUGGUUAGCAUAAGGUCACACAGAGGGAGCUGUAGGCGUGGAGCUCCAGCUGCAUCUAACAUCACUUGUCAUAAGCAGAUGCUCAUUAAUUAUGCCACUUUACAGUGUUACCUUUCAUAUCAGCUCGACUAUGUUCAACAACAUCAGGUGCAGGGAUACUACUCUGUGCUUUCACUGCUCACUUGAGUCACAAUUUCAAAUUUGUUCAGGAAGACGACUGAAUCAUCUUUUUUUUUUUUUUUUUUUUUUUUUUUUUUUGGUUUGUGAGAGCGAUUUGUUAAAACCCCUUUUCCCCAGACUGGCCUGCCUGUGACGUUCAUAUCAUGUUCUUGUCCUGUUCUGAUCUGGAGUGAUUUACGCUGCGAGCAGUCCACUGUCAGCAUCAGCUAGUUUACCUUCUUCCAACAAACACAAGUGCAUGUAAUGUCCAAGUUGACCGCACUAUAUUAUUCCACUAAUUUCAGUUAUAAUCUGACCAGAAAUUAUGCUCAAAUCCCUGAAACCUGACAGCUUUUGGAGCCUUCCCAUUCCUCCCUGUCUUUAUUCAUCCCUCUGCCUUCUGCUUCCCUCUGUCCUCCUUUUUUCACUGCUAAACUGUAAAUAUCAAGUACCUUUUAUUUUAUUUUGUUAUUUUUUUUUGUUAUUAUUGUUAUUAUAUUGUUGUUCUUGUAUUAUUUUUUUUUUUUUUCUUCUCUAGUAGACCGGCGCAGCAGCGGCCGGACUGUUUAUCCUCAGUCGCAGUCUGUAAAUACGUUUUCAUUUCAGUCCCUGGAUCAGGAGGGGAAAAACAGAACAAAAUGUUUCAUUUUUAAUCUCUCUCCCUCCAUUUCUCUCUUCAUUGUUUUUCCUUUGUCCCCCCCACAAUUGUUGUCAUGACUGUUUUAUUUAUUGUAUUGUGUUUUUUGGGGGGGUGGGGGGUGGGGAGGAGGAAUAUAUUCCGUUGGGGUGGUAAAUUUUUAGCUUUUUUUUUUGUUUUGUUUUGUUUUUUUAAUUCUAGUUUUUAGUCCAGCAAUGUUACAUGCAAAACCAUUUCACAUCCAAGAUACUGUACUCGGAUCCAGACGACGGAGUUUGGUUUCCAAACGGUGGUUUUGUGUGUAUGCAGAUGCACAUGUUAGCCAACAGGUGAACUCCAGUUUUCCAUUUAACUUCAAUGUGAAGGGAAUGUUACAAGUGUCUGGAUCUGUGGGGUCGAGGUGUUGGGAAGGAACGUGGAUCACCUUGUGUGUGGGUGUGUGUGUGUGUCUGGAGGGAAGUGGAAAACAAGUGGAAAACAAAUUUGUCUAUCGACAUGUAUCAUCUCCUUUGUCUGACUGUUUCCUGUUUUUGCUUAAUGUGUAUUGAGUGAGUGAAACAGGUUCAACCUGUUAGUCGAGUAUGAAUGCGGAUGAGUUUCUUGCUGCUGCUGCAGGAAUGUAUGUGUGUUUGUGUGCUGGCGGAUGUUAUUCUCUGAACUGAAAUGAAGAGCUGGCUAAAUGUGCUAUUUUAAAGUAGGUUUGUUUCAUCUUCUGAUCUGCCACAUUCUGUUUUUAAUUUCCUGUGACCCUUCUCUUUUAUUACCCUUGUCGGAGGGUACAAUGUCAUCGUUGGGAACAGAACGGUUGGAUAAAGGAGAUGAUGAAGAGGGAGGGAUUGAGGGAGAGAGACAGUUUUUGUUUGUUGGUAUAAAUAAUUAAGCUCAUUAAUAAAGUGAUGAAACUGUU